CUGCUAUUGUUUGCACUUUCCUCCACAACGUUUAUAUCACAGCUCCAUUUAGUGAUAUAAAUCGCUGUCCAUCGCAAUCUUCAUUGUUAAUAGGGUCAUAACCAGAGAUUGUUUUGAUCUGAUCAGUUUCUGAUUCAUCUCAGGUCCAAUACUUUUAUUUUUGUUAUAUAACUUUUGGUGUCAUCAGGAGAUGAAUAAAAUAUACUCAGCUUUUAUAAAAUUCCCGAAGAUCUUGAAAAUUUUAUUGUUUUUGAUAUUAACAGUAGUUUUAUUGAUUUACUUUAAUUUCAAAGAUCUAAACAAUUUCAAUAUAGAGGCUGACUAUUUGCGCUAUUCUCUACCAAGCACUCUAUCAAAUUCGGUUUCCAGUAGUGAAAAUAGUGAGAAUAAUAAUGAGAAUAAUAAUGAAAAUACCAACGAAAAUAAUAAUAAAAAUGAUAAAAACCAUGAGUACAGUGAAUAUAAUGAGUUCGAUGUAUACAAUCAUGAUAUAAACUUCCACAGUUUAAAUUACUUUCAUAAACAAAAACUCAUUCCUUCUUUAACCAUAAAUGAGACAAAAGGUUUCGAUAAAAGCUCAAUAAGAUAUAUUCCAUCAAUAGCAAUAAAUCAUCUAUAUCAAAAGGCCUUGAAUUCCAAUGAAGACAUAAUCUGGUCAAAUUUUGCAUAUGUUCAGUAUGCAACCAAUAUCCAAUAUUUAUGUAGCUGUUUAAUGAAUUUCGUUAGUUUGAGAAAAUUCAACGCCAAAGCUGAUCUAGUCUUGUUAUACAACCUACCGUAUCAGAUCAAUGAUGACGAUAUUACUGGUGUUGAUGAGUUGUUUGAAAACAAAAAAAGUAAAACAAGAAAAGCAACGGAAGAUCUAUUUGAAGAUUUUAAAAAUCUCAAUGUUAUUCUUAAAAAUGUUGAUCUAUUAUCCUUUCCUGGAGACGAUAGUACCUGGCAGGAUGGUUUCACCAAGUUUCAAGUGUUUAACCUACUCCAAUAUGACAAAAUUGUUCACCUCGAUAGUGAUGCCUUGAUUUUGAAUAAUAUGGAUGAGUUAUUUUUUCUCCCUGAGUCACAACUAUCGAUACCCCUUUGCCCCAAUGCUUCAUAUAAUAAAUUUUUACAAGACGAUGGUUUGAUCAAUUAUACAGACCACUACAAUAAAGGUCUCAAAAACAAUUCUAAAAUAGCGAUUCCUCAAACAUCUGAUGAAAACGAAUCAUUUUAUAGAUCCUCAAUAAUUGAAAAUUCAGUCAGACAAUUGAUCAAGUACAAUAAAAAAAAUAAUCUAAAAACAUUUGAUUAUAAAGGUUAUUCAACCAUAUUGUACAACAAUUUACCAUCAUUUAGCCAUGGAAACUUAAAUAACUACGAAUUGUGUGAUCAGUUUUUUGUGCUCAAACCUUCAACUCAAGUUUUUAGUGACCUACUCAAUUUAACUAAUGAAAAAGAUCCAAAUGAUUACGACAUGGACAUCUUCAAUAAAUUGUGGAAUUUUAACGAUAUAAUUAAAAGAGAAAAUUCAAACUUUUUAGAAAAUGCAAACAGUAAAUUUAAUAUCCCAGAAUUAUUGAUUAUACCGCAUAAAAGUUACGGUGUUUAUACUGGAGAAUUUAGAAAUGCUGAGAACUAUCAUGACCCAAUGUUAGCUGAUCCUCAACAUAUACCUUUAUUAGCAUUUUACCAAAAAUUACAUACCGAAAAUGAUAAUGGUGACAGUAAAAGCCAUUCCAGCUUCAAAGGAGCUUAUUGGACCACCUCUAAGUUUUGGAACGCCAAAUCAUUUUAUCAAAAUAUUAAGUCUAUACACUUUUCAGAUUGGCCAGUACCCAAACCUUGGAUAGAACAUGUUCCAAAUCAGGAUUAUAUUAAAGCAAAGGUUUUAUGUCCCAAUAACCAAAAGGAACUAAAAAAAUAUUAUGAUAAGGUUGUUAAGCCCACUAUAAUUGAUGAUUGUGAGUCUAGUAAACUUUGGAAUUUUUUUUAUGAACACUUCAAAUCAGAAAGAGAAAACAUUUGCGAAUUACCUUUAAUGAAAAAAUAACGAUUUUCUCUCCUUUUGUAUAUCCAAUUUUUUUUU
Messenger RNA from Ascoidea rubescens DSM 1968, 2068 nucleotides. RefSeq names its product glycosyltransferase family 8 protein. The record is from RefSeq and is a predicted model, not a curated record. Lineage: Eukaryota; Fungi; Ascomycota; Saccharomycetes; Ascoideales; Ascoideaceae. The transcript has a single exon. Gene Ontology annotation, molecular function: glycosyltransferase activity. Bases 191 to 2032 code for a protein of 613 amino acids.